GGAGGUACUGCGCAGGCGCGGGACCUGGCGCAGGCGCAGACUCAGCCGGCGGCGGUUGGCGGCGCGUGGGGCCGGCGGGCGGCUGCGGUGAGAACUUGAACGCAGGCAGGGAGAGCUGCCGCCAUGGUGGAGAAGGAGGAAGCUGGCGGCGGCAUCAGCGAGGAGGAGGCCGCGCAGUAUGACCGGCAGAUUCGUCUCUGGGGACUGGAGGCCCAGAAACGGCUGCGGGCCUCCCGUGUGCUUCUGGUCGGCAUGAAAGGACUCGGGGCUGAAAUUGCCAAGAAUCUCAUCCUGGCGGGGGUGAAAGGAUUGACCAUGCUGGACCAUGAGCAGGUAUCUCCAGAAGACCCCGGAGCUCAGUUCCUGAUCCGUACUGGCUCUGUUGGCCGAAACAGGGCUGAAGCCUCUUUAGAACGAGCCCAGAAUCUCAACCCCAUGGUGGAUGUGAAAGUGGACACUGAGAAUAUAGAAAAGAAGCCCGAGUUGUUUUUCACUCAAUAUGAUGCUGUAUGUCUGACUUGCUGCUCCAGGGAUGUCAUAGUUAAAGUUGACCAGAUCUGUCACAAAAAUAGCAUCAAGUUUUUUACAGGAGAUGUUUUUGGCUACCAUGGAUACACAUUUGCCAAUCUUGGAGAGCAUGAAUUUGUAGAGGAGAAAACCAAAGUUGCCAAAGUUAGCCAAGGAGUAGAAGAUGGGCCUGAUACCAAGAAAGCAAAACUUGACUCAUCCGAGACAACCAUGGUCAAAAAGAAGGAGGUCUUCUGCCCCAUUAAGGACGCGCUGGAGGUGGACUGGAGCGGGAACAAGGCAGAGGCAGCUCUGAAGCGCACAACCUCCGAUUACUUCCUCCUCCAAGUGCUCCUGAAGUUCCGUACAGAUAAAGGAAGAGAUCCUAGCUCCGAUACCUUUGGAGAAGAUUCUGAGCUGUUGCUCCAGAUUCGGAACGAUGUGCUUGAGUCCCUGGGGGUGAGCCCUGACUUGCUUCCCGAAGACUUUGUCAGGGGAAAAACUUUCAACCUUUCAUCAUGGAGGAUGAGAGCGAACUCUGGAUUUUUCAUAGAUGCCCUUUAUCAGGUACUGCUUCUCCGAGAUGGCCCCAGUGUGUGCAGUGGUUGGAGGGAUCCUGGCCCAGGAAAUUGUGAAGGCUUUGUCUCAAAGGGACCCUCCUCACAACAACUUCUUCUUUUUUGAUGGUGUGAAGGGGAGUGGGGUUGUGGAGUGCCUUGGCCCCAAGUGAACCCAGGACUUGCAGCCCCGGAGACGCUGACCUGCAGCAUGCCUACGUGUGUUCCCCUGUCCCUGUCCCCCUACAAAGGCAUCUUCAGGCAAGGGAAGAGUGAAGGCGCUGGACCCGGACAAACUAUCUCCUGCGAGGUUGUGGGGACGUGCCUCUUCCGAGCACCAGCAGCUGCUAAACAAGGGACACAGGGCCUGCCUUCUCCAUCCCAGCUCUGUUCAGGACUGUGUGCAGCCCAAGCCCUGCCAGCUCCCCUAAAUGGCAAUCACCCGAAAGCCCCCUCCACUGCCUUUCUCUGUACUGGCGCUGUCACCACGCCCCAGCCCUCUGGGGCCCUGCGCGAGAUGCCUGCCGGGAGCCAGUGCACCUUGUUGCUUGGGAGCCUCUUGCCACUUUUUUGGACCUACUCCUCACCUGUUAUCAUACAGAGGAGCACGACUUCAGGUGGGGAAUGAGGCCCAAGCACGAUGCCACAACAGUGGAACCCGGUUCCAAGUGCCGACAGGUGCUCUUAGAGGAAAAAACAUGGCAGGUGGAAUGUAUUUCCUCCAGAGUUUGAGGUCUGAAAAACAACAGGUGCCACCUGGUGUGUGGUGCUUGAGUUUUAGUUUAGGAUUAGUUGGGUCCAGCCUGGAUUUUGGAUGAGGGGAAAUGUUACCAAGUCCUCUUGGGUAUUAGGGCAAGACCUUGCGCAUUGAAUAUUAAUGGGAAAAUUUGUAAAAAGGCAGAUUCCAGGGUCCCACCCCUGGCAAUUGUGAUGUAUGGGCCGAGUGAGGAUGGAGGGCCCGCCUUCUUCGCAGCCCCGUCACCGCUGCAGCGGAACAGCCCUGGGGCUGCGGCGCGUUGGGCUCAGGUCCCUCACUUACCCCUGGAAUCACAGAUGUCUGGGGUUUUUUUAUAUUUUCUGUACUUCCUUGGUUCUCUAAAAAGCAUUGAAUGAAAUAAAGUUAUUUGCUUUAGAGCUUG
Manis pentadactyla (Chinese pangolin) is the source of this 2203-nucleotide messenger RNA. It is a transcript of the gene SAE1, whose product is annotated as SUMO1 activating enzyme subunit 1. The transcript is spliced from 10 exons. Gene Ontology annotation, biological process: protein sumoylation. Gene Ontology annotation, cellular component: cytoplasm; SUMO activating enzyme complex. The coding region runs from base 124 to 1191 and encodes 355 amino acids. The record is from RefSeq and is a predicted model, not a curated record. Gene Ontology annotation, molecular function: SUMO activating enzyme activity. Lineage: Eukaryota; Metazoa; Chordata; Mammalia; Pholidota; Manidae.